Molecule: messenger RNA, 1015 nt
Organism: Nymphaea colorata (pocket water lily)
Lineage: Eukaryota; Viridiplantae; Streptophyta; Magnoliopsida; Nymphaeales; Nymphaeaceae
Exons: 1
Coding region: 280-645 (121 amino acids)
Source: RefSeq, a predicted model, not a curated record
GUCUCGGCGGCUUGUUACUGGACCCGAUCCAGUCCAUGUGUCUCUCUUCCUCUUCCUCUCUCUCGCUCUCCCCGCUCUCUGUCUGGGAGGCGAGCGGAGAGCAGACCUCAUACCCUUUGCUCUCGGCUUUCGCCUCUUUCUGCUCCCCUGCAAGACCCCUUUAAGGAGGCGGUGACGCUGACCUUCUGUAACGAAAAGAGGUUACAGAAAAGAGAACUCACAGAAGACAGAGAGAGAAAGAGAUUUGGAGGAGAGCCCUAGAAGAAGAAAGGAAAGGCAAUGGUGGAUCUGUGGUGGGUGGUGGUAGGGGCAGCGGUACCUGCGCUAGCAGCUGCGCAGGCGGCGAGGAUGAGGAAGAAGAAGGCGGACGAGGAGCAGAUGAUCAAGAAAAAGAGCUCCGAUGACAUCUUUGUGUGCGAGAGGGUCUGCACUUCUAAGCGGAUGCUGAAGAAGGUUGGUUCCUUCUCCAAGGAGCCAACGCCGGACACAUGCGUUACCGUCUGCGGCGUCUCCCAGAUUGACGCCUGCGCCGAUGCCUGCGCCCGCACUGUCUGCGUCCUUCCGCACCAUGUCCCCAAUUGGAACGACGUGUGCCUCCGCAGGUGCCAGAGCGAGUGCCUCAAGCUCUCUUCUUCCCGAUACUGAUGAUUUGUUAAUUCUGCUCCUUCUAGGUAGUUGAUGUUUCUUCGCUAUCUUUGGCUUUAGAGAAGGCAUCGCAGUUUUAUUAUUGUUGGCGGUUCAGAUUUUUAUGUUCGAUGGGGCAUCUUGUACGUUCUUUAAAGUAGAGUAGGACUGAAGAUGAACAUUCCAGUUUGGAUUACUUCACUUCCCUUUUUUUUUCUCCCCAGUUAUGUGAAAAUGGUAGAUGUCAUAUGUUCUCCUGUGAUUUUUCACAGUGACGAUAGGUGAAGGUGAGUGUGUCCGAUGUCAAUAAUCGUGAUACAGUUGGUCGAAUUGUUAGUCAUUUUUGGGAUUUCCCUUUCUAUAGAAAAAAGGUUGGUGCUUUUGCGUUUCA